Molecule: messenger RNA, 3851 nt
Organism: Notechis scutatus (mainland tiger snake)
Lineage: Eukaryota; Metazoa; Chordata; Lepidosauria; Squamata; Elapidae
Source: RefSeq, a predicted model, not a curated record
ACAGAAGUGAUCUCGCCGAACGUAACCUCGUCAGCAGAGGCCGUCCCAGGCCCUCUGAAUCGGGACGGAUCGCUGAGCAGCGGCUUGGAUGAAAAUUAACCCCGCCGGAAAGAAGGACGGAGCGGCGGAAGGAUCCGAGGACGGUUGGUGACGAGAUGGCGCUCGGGCUUGUGGCGCCAGAAUUCAGAGGCGGUUGAGGGGAGGCGAACGCGAUGGUGGUGCUCCGCAGCGGUUCGGGCGGCUCUGGCCGCCCCGAGCCUCAUAGCAGAGGCGGGACCUCUUCGAGAUCCCCGCAGUCUCUCUACGAAACGAUGGAAUCGAGUUCGGAGUUUCUCACUUUGAGCAUCCCGACUUCGUCUCGCAGGAAACGCUCGGUGGGAAACCAAUCCCUCGGAGCGCCCACCGGGGAUCCACCCGCCGAUCGGAAAGCCCGGACGGAGUUCUCUUCAGACAAAGAAAGUAGGCAUUUCACAAGGCAGCACACCUUAAGAUCUAUGAGGAAAAAUAAUCCGCAUUAUUCAAGUCCUAGCUUUGACAAAAAGAUGUCAACACUGAUUGAGAAUGGGAUUAACAGGAAACACUUUACAAGACAACUGGCUAGAAUGCAGGCAGGUGGAAAGAAUGAAGAUGGUGAAGAAGGAGCUGUAGUUCCCGUAACCAGAUCCCUGAAAAAAGGAGUAGAUGGGAAGCCUGAAGAACAUGUUGCAGAAGAAAAUGGCGAUGUUGAAGUCCGUCGCAGUUGCAGAAUUAGACGAAGUCGCUAUAGUACUAUGAACCAGUCAGUUCUGUUUGACAGACUAAUUACAAACACUGCAGAAGCUGUACUACAAAAAAUGGAUGAUAUGAAGAAGAUGCGCCGUAGACGAAUGAUGGAAGAUCUUGGGGUGUUCAAUGGUAGAGAAGGAGGAAACCUUGAUAUAUACUCCAGAGGGAAACCUGCUAUCCAAAGGACUGAUGAAGAAACCUCUGAUAAUCAAGAUGGAAGUGCAGAAUCUUCAGAAGAAGUUGAGGACCAUGAAGAUGAAGAUGGAGAAGAAAACCAAAAGCGCUAUGAUCUCCGACAGAGAAAAACUGUUGUACAUUAUCAAUCCUCACCGGAAAAGCCCAGGCAUCAGAAGAAGCCUAAAUUAUUUUAUGAUGAUGCAGCUUCUCCAGUAAGACGAGGUUUCCCUUUUAGUCCUACAGGACCACGGAGCCCUUUCUGUAAAAAGAUAAAUAGGCGAAAGCAUGCAAUUCAUAAUAGCGAUUCCACAACUUCAUCUUCAUCUGAUGAUGAAGAACGCUUUGAGAGACGUAGGAAAAGAAGUCGCAACAAAGCACUGAGCAGGUGCCUUCCGCUAAAUUUUCAAAAAGAUGAGUUGAAGGGAAUCCACAAAGAUCGAAUGAAAAUUGGAGCAAGCCUGGCUGAUGUUGAUCCAAUGCAAAUAGACACUUCAGUGCGAUUUGAUAGUGUGGGUGGACUUUCUGAUCAUAUUUCAGCUUUAAAGGAGAUGGUAGUUUUCCCACUACUUUAUCCAGAAGUGUUUGAGAGAUUCAAGAUUCAACCUCCAAGGGGCUGCCUUUUCUAUGGUCCACCGGGGACUGGAAAAACUCUUGUUGCCAGGGCACUUGCUAAUGAGUGCAGUCAUGGAGACAGAAGAAUAGCAUUUUUCAUGAGAAAAGGUGCUGAUUGUCUCAGUAAAUGGGUGGGCGAAUCUGAGCGACAGCUUCGUCUGCUGUUUGAUCAGGCUUUUCAGAUGCGUCCUUCAAUUAUAUUCUUUGAUGAGAUAGAUGGCCUUGCUCCUGUACGGUCCAGUAGACAAGAUCAGAUUCACAGCUCAAUUGUGUCUACGUUGCUCGCAUUGAUGGAUGGUUUGGACAAUAGAGGUGAGAUUGUGGUGAUUGGUGCUACAAACAGAUUGGAUUCCAUAGACCCUGCUUUGAGAAGACCCGGACGUUUUGACAGAGAAUUCCUAUUUACAUUACCAGAUAAAGAGGCAAGAAAGGAAAUCCUUAAGAUCCAUACCCGCGAAUGGACCCCUAAGCCAUCAGAAAUGUUUCUACAGGAGGUUGCUGAAAAAUGUGUUGGGUACUGUGGGGCUGAUAUUAAAUCGAUAUGUACCGAGGCAGCCUUAUGUGCCUUGCGUCGACGUUAUCCUCAGAUUUACACCAGCAGUGUGAAGCUUCAGUUAGAUAUCUCUUCCAUUAACAUAACCGCUAAGGAUUUUGUGGUUGCUAUGCAAAAGACUAUACCUGCUUCUCAGCGGGCAGUAACCUCGCCUGGCCAAGCGCUCUCUACAAUUUCAAAACCACUGCUUGAAAAUGUACUGCAAAGAAUUAUGGAGGUUGUACAAAAUGUAUUUCCACAUGCAGAACUGGCACAGAAAGGACGGAAUAAAUCAGAUUUUGCUAAUCAUGUGUCAGAACCUGAUCUGUUCUACAGUGAUGAAGAAGGACCAACAGUAUUUGAAACUGGACAUUUUCAGAAAGGCUCUGAAAAGCGGACACAUUUUCUUAAUUUUAAUAGAAAUGCUUAUCACCAACCAACAUCUUGCCGACCAAGACUCUUAAUUAGCGGGAAGCCAGAAUAUGGACAAGCCUCGCAUUUGGCCCCAGCAGUUAUACAUGCUUUAGAAAAGUUUCCGGUGUAUACGCUAGACCUUUCUAUCCUCUUUGGUGUCAGUUCCAAAACCCCUGAAGAAACAUGUGCUCAGUUGAUCUGUGAAGCUAAGAGAACAGCGCCAAGUUUAAUAUACAUUCCAAACAUUCAUAUAUGGUGGGGAACGAUUGGACACACAUUGCAAGCAACCUUUACUACACUAUUACAGAACAUUCCAUCCUUUGCUCCUAUUUUUCUUCUUGCAACAUCAAAUACACAUCAUGAAGCUCUGCCAGAUGAGGUAAAGGAAUUAUUUGUUGAUGGUUUUGGAGAAGUUUUUGAUGUUCAUUUGCCUAGUUUUGAAGAAAGAAGAAAAUUCUUUGAGAGUUUAAUUCUCCAUCAAGCAAUUAAACCACCGGUGUCAAAAAAGAAAGCAGUUUUGCAGGCAUUGGAGGUAUUACCAGUAGCUCCCCCACCUGAACCACGGCAGCUGUCAGAACAGGAGAUCAAGCAACUUGAGGAGCAGGAAGAAGAUACUCUACGUGAACUCAGAAUUUUUUUAAGAAAUGUGACACACAGACUUGCCAUUGAUAAACGCUUCAGAGCCUUUUCAAAACCUGUUGAUUUGCAUGAGGUACCAGACUAUGUCACAGUCAUUAAGCAGCCAAUGGAUCUUUCAACCAUUAUUUCAAAAAUUGAUCUUCACCAGUAUCUGUCUGCCAAAGAUUAUCUAAAAGAUAUUGACCUCAUCUGUAGCAAUGCGUUAGAAUACAAUCCUGAUAGAGAUCCUGGAGAUCGUUUGAUAAGACAUAGAGCCUGUUUUCUCAAAGAUACAGCCUAUGCUAUAAUAAAGGAAGAAAUGGAUGAAAAUUUUGAACAACUUUGUGAAGAAAUUCAGGAAUCACGCAAAAAGAGAGGUUGUAGUUCUUCAAAAUAUGUCCCAUCUUAUUACCAUGUGAUGCCAAAGCAAAAUACCACAUUGCAGGACAAGAAAUUGGAUUCUGAAUGUGGUGACAAGAUGAAAAGCCCACCAAUACCUCUGGAUUCUAGUUCUCCUUUCAUUCCUAAUGCCUUAUCAAAGAGAAGACUAAGAAGGAAGAGUCGAUGGUGCCUGGGCAACCUAGCAAAGCGGAAAAAGACUUUGCAUUUCAAUAAGGAGAACAAAGCUCCAGGAGAAGAGCCAGAUGAAGUGGAGAGUGAUGGAGAAGAAUAUAUAUGUAUGCUUCGUAUGACCCGUGCAAGACGUUCACAGGUAGAGCAGCAGAAUAAAUAG